Molecule: messenger RNA, 3353 nt
Organism: Physcomitrium patens
Lineage: Eukaryota; Viridiplantae; Streptophyta; Bryopsida; Funariales; Funariaceae
Source: RefSeq, a predicted model, not a curated record
UGGCAGCCCCUCUAAUUAUUCACCGCGACGUGUGUUUAGCUCUCCGCGGAGGGUGCGUGUGUGCGUGCGUGCGUGCGUGAAUGAGUGAAUGAAUGAAUAGCGCAGCUCUCCCCGUGUGCCCAUAUUCAUCACUCGGUGCUGGUUCAGGUUUCAUUCUGGGCUCAUCGGCGUAGCCGUGUCGGUUAUUGCGUCGCUGAUCGGGAUGUCGGAUGGUUGUGUAGUGUUGUGCUGCUACUAGCUAAGAGAUUCGCUUGCCUUUGUCGUAGUUUUUUGCCCCCCUUUUUUUUUUGCUGUUCUGUGUCGAGUUGGCGAUUCAGCUGCAUUUUGUCAUCUUUUGUAUUACGAGAUUCGUAACGAGGUGUAAGAGUUUGCAGCUCAGGGGGAGAGAUUGGUUGAUAGCGACUGGUAAUCGUGAGUCUUCCGAUGCAUUUCUGGAUUGUGAGUGAUAUGGACGUGCGUGAAGUUGACUGGUUCUGUUUAUUUCCUGUGAGUUGCGAGGAUCUCUCAGAAACAUUGCACACACUCUGUUCAGUGAUCAAAGUUGCCACGGCGAGAUUUGUUCGUGGCUAGUUCUAUCACCGCUGAUUAUUCUGUUUUGCGAUCGACAGUUUCAUUAAGAACCCAACGUGCAGAAUGUACUGACAAUCUUCAGGCUUAUUGAAGAGACUGAAGUUUGCUCAGUGGUUCAGUGAUUGUGAUCACUGCUGGGACACUCGGCCGACACCUGAAACAAUGCUGAGACCAAACUGACCAUCUUGUCAGCUCUUUUUUCGAUGCCGUACGAGCUUUAGGAGCGGGUCCAGAGACUCACUAUCGACGUUUGUCAAACUUUCAGCUGCGAAGUUGUGGCCAUGUCGUUCUAGAGCUCAAGGAAAUUGGAACACUACAAGUCUGUACAGGAAGUUCAGUGUUUGGUUACACCCUUGAUCAUUGAAAGCUUCGCUUACCAACAUGGCGUCACUGGAGGGUUUGAUUAGUUUUCAGAGCUCGGGACAGAGGAUUAUUGGCGAGCCUUCAGUUCCGAGGCCCAUCGGGGUCCAGCAGGGAUCCGUUCUCGUCGUCCUGGAUGUUAAUAAGGGCGUGACUCCAGCUGCUAUUUACUGGACGCUUGCGGAUGUAGCUCGAAGGGGUGACAGCGUCAAAAUUCUGGGGAUUAUCACUCACAUUGCAAAUACCAUGGGGUUCAUGAUACGAGUUGAUCAAUCGACUCGGACCAGUCCAAACAUAAUGGAGCUCCAGUUUGAGAUCGCCACCAAGAAGGAGGCCAUCUGGAGAACGGCUCACAUGAAAGAGUGGUGUCAGAGAGCAGGGGUGAACCUGGAUGUCAAUGUGAAAGCAGGAAACAAUCCUAAAGUGAUUGCAAUUGACGAAGCCAAGUCCAUAGGCGCCUACCACGUCGUACUGGACAAGCACAUGAAGAAAGACAGGAAAUACUUCGGCGAAAACCUCACUUGUUUCGUCUCCCGAUUGCGCAGCAAUGGCGGAGUGGAGACUAUACGGUCCUUUGAAAUGAGCAACAAGCUUCCGCCCAUGGCACCUACCACAGCCAAGGGAUCUUCGCAAGCUGGUCACCUAUCCAAGACAUCCGUGAGCUCCAAUGCCUCCUACCGUGGCGCGUCGUCCAUGUCGUCCAUAUCAUUCGAACUCGGUGGAGAGUCGAGUGUUGGAGAAUUUAGCUUCCAUGAAGGCGAUCCGCUGUCCGCAUCAAGUGUUGGUGAUUCCAUGGACCAUCCUAUGUUUCUUACGAUUCGCGCUUCUCCCCAGAAGCAACCCCCAAAUCUGUACAACCUUCUGCGUGGGCCAGUUCUAGAAUCUGGUGAUAUUGGUUACAUGAACAAUCCCUUGCGCAAACCAGCUGUUCACAAGUGGUUGAAAGAAGAUGAUCGGAUCAAUGUGACUGAGCUAGACCGGAUCAAUGUGUAUGACCAGCAGCAAGGGCUCCUGACCCCUAGAGCCGAGUUUCGUUUCGACCAGGAGACAAUAACGCCCAGAAAUGAACAGAACAAUAAUCCCAAUCACUUGGGAAGCCACACUUGGAUGUUGAACGGACAGUUGAAUGUAGCCCCCGAAUUUGGACAAAGCAAAAUGGGCCGGCAGUCACUAACUGCGACGUUGCAAACCCAAGCAUCCUUUAACAAUGGUCGGAAACACUUCCGGCCGGACAAGUUGAGCAUGGACGUGCUUUGGGCCCUUGUGCAUUGGGCUGAUCGCAGCCAAAGCGCGAGACUGCGGCCUCAGCAGUUCCAAAGCAGUACAAUUACAUUGAUCUCCAACAACUCCAUGAACAACUUCCGAGCCGCCGUGCGUAAAAGAGUCCCUGUAUCAACAGGUCUAAACUACAAUGACAUGGUGGACUCCGAUUAGUUUCCUGGUCCCUCCAACUAUUGUAGGCAAGUACCAAUCAAAAUCAUCUCUGCUUUCUCUGCUCUUUGUCGCAACAUUCUCAUGUUUCACUUCUGAGCAUGUCCUUUCCAGAUUACUAAUUGUGACAAAAAAUGAAGCCAACAGUAAGACUCAGGUUUCGAGCAGUUGGCGUAUAAGAGCAUGUUAUUGUGGUUGAAAACCGUUAGAAUAUGGUUUCGAUUAACAUGUAGGCGUUCUGAUUUUGACAAAAACAUGUCACUUCAUCGCAGGAAGACUAGACUCUCUUUAGUAGCGAUUAGAGCAAUUUCACUUUUGUUUCAAGAAGGAGCUGUUGAGAAUCACCUUCCGAAAGCCAGCAUACGUCCUGUUAUUCUUUCACAACGGCCCCUUUAACAUGUGGCCAUCCGGCCACUAGACCACUGGUUGCAGCUUCCUCUUGCACGAAUUGGGAGAUGGGCCGGCGCGCUCCAGUGUCGUGCCUGAUAGAUUUCGUCAACGAGCAAUUUGGUCCACUCCCUGCUCCGCUCGAAGACAACUCCUACCAGCUUCGGAACUUUCGUGGACUGAAAAAGCAACUAAUCAUCGCCCCUAUUCUUCAUUCAGAAGAAUUUUCUCUACUGAGGUUGUAAAAUUCCCCACAAUAUGAGCUCUCGUUUCCUCGGAAAGCUUAUGCAUGGAGGGAUGUAGCCGCUUUGGUUGCAGGGUAAACUAAGCUUUGCUUGUUUGCCCUUUAGUGUGUUGAGCAAAGGAGUUCGCGUGCAUCAAAACAGUACGCAUUUUUGUUUUUCAACGCAUUCAAAUCACGGCUUUGAUGCGUGGUUUUGCUCCAGUCGAGCAGUAGAUCUGCAGUGAGUCAACCUGUAGUUCGGAAGAAUGGGUAUCCAGUCAGGACCAACUAUGUGUUAACUAGCGAGUUUGGAACACAAUCUUACUCGAAGACCAGGUCUCUCUUGCUGACAGUCAAUUGUAAUACAAAGCUGCAACUUUCA